This is a messenger RNA of Triplophysa dalaica, 1813 nucleotides long. RefSeq names its product nuclear receptor subfamily 2, group F, member 1b (gene nr2f1b). The coding region runs from base 11 to 1222 and encodes 403 amino acids. The transcript has 3 exons. Gene Ontology annotation, biological process: negative regulation of transcription by RNA polymerase II; positive regulation of transcription by RNA polymerase II; cell differentiation. Lineage: Eukaryota; Metazoa; Chordata; Actinopteri; Cypriniformes; Nemacheilidae. Gene Ontology annotation, molecular function: zinc ion binding; RNA polymerase II cis-regulatory region sequence-specific DNA binding; nuclear receptor activity. The record is from RefSeq and is a predicted model, not a curated record.
CAGUCCGGCCAUGGCUAUGGUGGUGAGUGCGUGGAGGGACCCGCAGGAGGAAUCGGUACCAGAAGGGUCUCUGGAUGAUCCGACCGGACCGCGGAGAGACCCCCACAACAACAACAACAACCGGCUGAGCGCAGCCUCUCCAAACACUGCAGAGUCAUCCGCGGACGAUAAAGGACAGACAUCGUCUCAGAGUCAGCAGCAGCACAUCGAAUGUGUGGUGUGCGGGGAUAAAUCCAGCGGAAAACAUUACGGCCAGUUCACGUGCGAGGGCUGCAAAAGUUUCUUCAAGCGAAGCGUUCGGCGGAACUUAACGUACACGUGCCGCGCCAACAGAACCUGCCCGGUGGAUCAGCACCACAGGAACCAGUGCCAGUACUGCCGACUGAAGAAAUGCCUGAAAGUGGGAAUGAGACGAGAAGCGGUUCAGCGUGGACGAAUGGCCCCGAACCAGCCGAACCCGGGCCAUUACAUGCUGACCAACGGAGACCCGCUGAACGGCCAAUGUUACCUGUCCGGAUACAUCUCUCUCCUGCUCCGGGCCGAGUCGUAUCCCGCCUCCCGAUACGGGAACCAGUGCAUGCAGGCGGGUAACAUCAUGAGCAUCGAGAACAUCUGCGAGCUGGCGGCCCGUCUGCUCUUCAGCGCGGUGGAAUGGGCCAAGAACAUUCCUUUCUUUCCCGAUCUCCAGAUAACGGAUCAAGUGUCUCUGCUCAGACUCACCUGGAGCGAGCUUUUCGUCCUGAACGCGGCCCAGUGCUCCAUGCCCAUCCACGUGGCCCCUCUCCUCGCCGCCGCCGGACUCCACGCGUCGCCGAUGUCCGCCGACCGGGUCGUGGCUUUUAUGGAUCAUAUCCGUUUCUUCCAGGAACAGGUGGAGAAACUCAAGGCCCUACAGGUGGAUUCUGCCGAAUACAGCUGCGCCAAAGCAAUAGUGCUGUUCACAUCAGACGCAUGCGGUCUCUCAGACGUGCCGCACAUUGAAGGCCUGCAGGAGAAAUCUCAGUGCGCACUGGAGGAGUAUGUGAGGAGUCAGUACCCGAAUCAACCCAUGCGCUUCGGCAAGCUUCUGUUGAGACUCCCUGCGCUUCGGAUGGUCUCCUCCUCCGUCAUUGAACAGCUUUUCUUCGUUCGUCUGGUGGGUAAAACGCCGAUUGAAACUCUUAUUAGGGACAUGCUGUUAUCUGGGAGCAGUUUCAACUGGCCCUACAUGUCCAUUCAGUGACUCUACUGAGGAUGAGGAGGGACAUGCGAUGAACAUAUGAAGAGCAGACAAAACUGAAGAGCACUGAAAGACGAAACUCAUCUCUUACUGUCAGUUUAUAUAGAAAUGAUAUUUGUUUUGUGGAAAUGUGAAGCUUAAGAUAUUCUCUCUCUCUCUCUCUCUCUCUCUCUCUCUCUCUCUCGCUCUCUUAACAGUCAAUCAUGUUUCAUACAUUCUCGAAAAAAAUAUUUGCUUUAACAGUGUUAUUGUCCAUUUACACAAUUCGUAUCAAAUGCCAUCAAAAUAACUCAAAUAAAUCUCUAUUGGUGGUUCCCUAUUUUUAAAACGUAACACCAAAACGUUAAUUGUAGCUGAGGAAGACAAUGGAUUUAUCAAAUAUUUAUUUCACUGUAUUUAUUUCCCUGCUUUUAAACCUCCUGUGAUCUAAACAAUCAACUCCAGCACUUAUUCCAAUGCUUUUCUGAGGUUAAAAAAAUCUUAAUCAUUUUUUUUCUCUUACACGUGACUAAAACCUUUUAAUUUGGAGAUGGUUAUUUGACUGUUCGAUUUGAUGUUCAGUGCAACAUUUGAUUAAACAAUUUCCAUUCAUCA